Eleginops maclovinus (Patagonian blennie) is the source of this 3757-nucleotide messenger RNA. RefSeq names its product suppressor of tumorigenicity 14 protein homolog. The coding region runs from base 524 to 3193 and encodes 889 amino acids. The transcript is spliced from 19 exons. Lineage: Eukaryota; Metazoa; Chordata; Actinopteri; Perciformes; Eleginopidae. Gene Ontology annotation, molecular function: protein binding; serine-type endopeptidase activity. The record is from RefSeq and is a predicted model, not a curated record. Gene Ontology annotation, biological process: proteolysis.
AUUGAUAGUAAACUAAUAUUCUAAUUCUCUUCAGGUGUCUUCGUUGCAUUCCUCCCUCUAGUCCUCACGUUAUGUCCCCUCUCUACGGUGCCAGCAUGUGUAAUUGUGUGUCUUGCUUGGAGCCCCCCUGUGGAGCGUCCCAGCAGCCAGGCUCCAGCAGUAAUACCUCGCGCACGUUUCCCUCAAGCUCCCCUUUGUCCCUCCCGGCUUUCCUCCCAUACGCAGCGAGGAAGUUUGCCCACAAUAUCUGUCGCCCCGGAUGGUCGUGGGGAUUGUACCCUUUCAUAGUGCUCUCAUUGUCCCCCGCACUGCAUUCUGGGGGCUCCGUGUGACACCUGCCGCCCACUUCAGGUGAACGGGAGGCGGUGAAAGCCUGCUGCAUCCGAGCCGCUCAGGUCGGAUUUCUGCACUUUUUUUUUCAAAGGGAAGCGACAGCGGGGGUUUCCUCUCUCUCUCUCUCCAUCGUUUCUAUGCCUGAGGAAUUGUUGCAUAUCGCCUCUGCGGAGCUAACCCGGACAGUGCUAUGAGGACGCUCCCCAAAAGCAAAACUUGCGAGGUGUUCUGCGUCUCCGGGCAUGGACACUCCGACUGCUCCGCUGCACAGGGAGAGGGGGAGUUGAAGGAGCCCACCCAGCCACUGAGCCCCCCCACGAAGCCUGAGGACCAGGCAGAGGAGAAGGUGGAGGGGGGGCGAGCUCCAGCCUCCUGGAGGAGAUGGAUGUUGGGCAUCCUGCCUUUAUUUCCCCUCGCUGCUGCCGUCGCACUGACUCUCCACUCCCUCACAUCUCCACCCUCUUCAGUGUUCUUCCUCGGGGGCAGCGUGGAGUUCCCAAACCUGAGCUUCACCUCGGAGCUGACGGACUCCACCUCCCCUCAGUUCCGCCUGCAGGCUCAGGCUUUGAACCGUUAUUUCUCAGAGCUCUACGAGUCCUCUCCAUGUAGCUCUUACUACCUGAACUCAGGGAUUACCGCCUUCAGUGAAGGAGCUGAAGGGCUGAACGUCUUCUACUGGAGCAAGUUCUCCGCCCCGGAUGAUGUUGCUGGGGAGAUCCGGAGGUCGGGUCCAGAGAGGCUGCAGCGCCGGCUUCCAGGCAGCAACAAGGUGCAGCGGGACAGCCGCAACGAGCAGCGCUACUACAUGGAGCAGGACGACGACAUGCUCCACCUGCUGGGUUUGGACCCUGACGACUUUGAAGCAGAUGAAAAAUCAGACAAGAGUAAGAACCCAAACAGCAUCCAGAGUGGGAAGUGGCAGCUUGGCUUCCAAGCGAUGUCCUUCGACCUCUAUGCCAAAUACGGCAGCAACCGCACCCUGAGCCUGGUGAGCCCCAAGAAGCCGUACUACCAGUGGCGUCUCCGCGUGCCAUCGGGUCAUGUGGUCCGCCUGGUCGUCCUCACCCUGCACGGUGCCACGCCUGGGAGCUGCACCGCCCACAAGCUCUCCGCAUACGACUUCUUACUGCCGCUACAGAACAAGAUAAUCGCAAGGUGGUGCGGGCUCCCUAUUUCCGGUUCGUCCCCUGUCAUGAAGCUGACGUCCUCUGGGAACGUGAUGUUGGUCACCUUCUCCUUCAGCCGGCAGAGGGACGGAGCCACCUUCAAAGCUUACUUCCAAGCCAUCCCAAAAGCAGGCUGUGGAGGGUCCAUUUCCUCCUGGAACGGCUCCAUUUCCUCCCCCUACCACCCCUCUUAUUACCCCCCUAACAUAGACUGCACCUGGACUCUACGGGCGCCGUUGCCAGGAUACCUGAUCUCCAUUACGAUAAUGAUGAUGGACAUUCAGGACGCCUCGUCAGAUGGAUGUGAGAAGGACUGGCUGGACAUCGGAGGGGUCAAGCUGUGUAACCCAGUGUCCGAUACCAGCAGGAAGCGGGUGUACUCCUCCCCCAUCUCCCUCCACUUCCAUUCAGAUGAGUCCCUCACUCACAAGGGUUUCUACCUGCUGUACCGAGCCUUCUCUCCAGAGGGCACCUGUCCUCGGCAGUUUCGCUGUGGAGACGGACGCUGCAUCCCUCUGAAGAAGGUGUGUGACGGAAAGAAGGACUGCUCAGAUGGACGAGACGAGGCUAAAUGCUCAUCCUGCAGGCCAGGUGAAGUGCUGUGUGGGAACGGCCAGUGUAAGCCUCAGGGCGGCCAGUGUGUGAGCCAGAGCAACUGUGCAGACAGCAGCGAGGAGGGCGGCUGUGGAGGUAAAUGUUACCACGUGUGUCCCAACAAGGUCUGCCUGCAGAAGUCUUCGGUGUGUGACGGUGUUGUUGACUGCAAAGACCGCAGCGAUGAGCUCAACUGUACCAGAGCGUACCUUAAAGGCUGCUCCUCAUCCUCCUACAAAUGUUCCAAUGGGAAGUGUGUGAGUAAGGUGAACCCUGAGUGUGACGGAGUCAAAGACUGCUUUGACGGCUCUGAUGAGAUGCGCUGUGGCUGUGGAACCAGGCCCAGGAAGAGGACUAAGAUAGUGGGGGGCUCUGAUGCAGGUGCUGGGUCGUGGCCGUGGCAGGUCAGCCUCCAGAUGGAUCGAUACGGCCACGUCUGUGGAGCCACACUGGUGGCUAACCGCUGGCUCAUCUCUGCAGCUCACUGCUUCCAGGACUCAGACGCCAUAAAAUACUCAGAUACCCGUGCAUGGCGGGCCUACAUGGGGAUGCGUGUGAUGGCUGCAGGGAGCAGCGGCGCAGCCACCCGGCCGAUCCGCCGCAUCCUCCUGCACCCGCAGUACGACCAGUUCACCUCCGACUACGACAUCGCCCUCCUGGAGCUCAGCGCCCCCGUCUUCUUCAAUGACUUGGUGCAGCCCGUGUGUGUCCCUGCACCCACACACAGCUUCACAACGGGGACCAACUGCUACGUCACAGGGUGGGGGGUGCUCAUGGAGGACGUUUUGCUUAAAGGUGAGCUGGCCUCUCGCCUACAAGAGGCCCCGGUGAAGGUCAUCAACAGGAACACGUGCAACAAGCUGUAUGACGACGCUGUCACUCCCAGGAUGCUCUGCGCUGGGAACCUGCAUGGAGGAGUGGACGCCUGUCAGGGAGACUCAGGAGGCCCGUUGGUGUGUCUGGAGCGAGGCCGGCGCUGGUUCCUGGCGGGGAUCGUGAGCUGGGGGGAGGGCUGCGCACGGCAGAACCGUCCCGGUGUGUACACACAGGUGGUGAAGUUCACCGACUGGAUCCACCAGCAGACUAAAGGACAGGUGUGACUGAACACCACUCUGACAUGAAGAAUAAAAAGCACACCGGACAGAGGUCUCAGACCUGCAGUCCAUCUUCAGACGGUUGUCAUGUUUUCAUGGCAACACAUUCAGUCCGUUUUUGGGAGCGUGUCCACGGCAACGGGCCAGCACGGGCCAUCAUCACUCCUCCAACAACCAGCUUCCUCAAAAUUGACAUCGGCUAAGGCACAACUAGGUCCCCUGUUUGUUUGUUUCACUUGAUUCUGGGUCAUUAAACAUCAAGAAAAUAGUCGAUUUGGAAUAAAAAAACUACCCAACUACCGUCUGUUACAGAACCCUAAACACAAUGUACAAGAUCAUUUAAUAUAACCGACCUGUGGGUCAACGUGUAAUGCUUUAAAAUGUUAAAGAAGGUCUCCUCAGCUAAAAGGACAAGUCAGGCCAAAGUAUGAUAACCAGCUAGGUCAUCCUGUGCAUGCAAAUAAGUACUUCCUGAUUCCCCCUAUAUCCCUGUCACAGCAAUGGUUCACUAAGGUGACCGUGUCAGGUGUAGCCAACAACAACUGAAUGUGGAAAGAGUUCUCUCCCUAC